ACGGCUAUUUUCUUUCGAUUUUGACCCAUCCAUAAAUCAACUGUGCAGUUCUAUCAAUCAUACUGGAUUUCAAUUUCUGAUUUCCCUCUUUAUCAGCAUAAACAAGCCCUAUCUGCAAGCAUACAUAGAAACCCUAGUAAAUUUAGCGCUCAUCUUUAGGAACACAUUAGAUUGCAGAAAAAAAAAGAGAGAGUAUUUUUGUUGGUGAGUUUGCACUUGAAAAUAUGUCAAUUGGACUUGAGGGUUUUAGUUAUACUCUAACACUGGGAAGGAAGAGGGUGGUAGUUUCCAACAAUGUGGAAGCUUCUCCUCAAGUGACUAAUCCAUUGAAGAGAAUGUGCAGUAGUGACAGAAUCUCUCUCAACUCUGAAGCAUCUCCCCUUGAAGCCCUUCCUCAGGAUAUUCUGGUUCAGGUGUUGUCUGGUGUGGACCAUGAAGAUUUGAGGCAACUUUUUCAUGUAUCAAAAACGAUCAGAGAAGCGAGUCUGAUAGCAAAAGAAUUACAUUUUGAGUACAGAACACCAAAGAAGAAAACUUUUUAUUUUCUUACUCCAUUAGAUUUGGAGGAUGCAAAUGGAUUUCAGGAAAAAGAAGCUCCAAACGCACCUUUGAUAAAGAAGCCAAAGUCAAGAUUUAACAGGAAGAAGCUGGAGGACAUUGCAGUGACCUUGUUUCCUUUCAUGGAUGAAGAACAAUAGUGAACAACUAAGGAUUGUGAAUAGAUUAUACCGUAGAGAGAUUAGAGAUCUACUUAAAAAGAUGUCAUUGGCCUAUUUCACACUUUAUUCUUCACAAGCCAUUUCUUCAAUUCUUUCAUUGAAGAUUCUUUUGGUUUAUAUUAUUUUUCUGUACAUCUACUAUAGAUAGGCAAAUAGAAUAGAUAUUUCAAGGAUUUUCUUUGGAGGACAAUCUUUGGCAUUUAUAUUAUGAUAGAUUAUUAAAUUUGAGAACAGACACUUAAUCUCAUCUUAAUAAAAUGAGGAAAGAUUCAAUUCUUUUUCCUGAA
This is a messenger RNA of Cajanus cajan (pigeon pea), 1006 nucleotides long. RefSeq names its product F-box protein At1g61340. Gene Ontology annotation, molecular function: protein binding. NCBI's taxonomy places the organism in Eukaryota, Viridiplantae, Streptophyta, Magnoliopsida, Fabales, Fabaceae. The record is from RefSeq and is a predicted model, not a curated record.